Salvia hispanica is the source of this 1255-nucleotide messenger RNA. Its product is annotated as ATP-dependent caseinolytic (Clp) protease/crotonase family protein. Gene Ontology annotation, molecular function: 3-hydroxyisobutyryl-CoA hydrolase activity. Gene Ontology annotation, cellular component: cytosol. NCBI's taxonomy places the organism in Eukaryota, Viridiplantae, Streptophyta, Magnoliopsida, Lamiales, Lamiaceae. The record is from RefSeq and is a predicted model, not a curated record. Gene Ontology annotation, biological process: L-valine catabolic process.
CGAACCUUUGCAGUUAUGGCCGAUGAGUUUGUCAGGGGAAAUGUGCUCCAAAACGGCGUCACACUCAUCACUCUCGAUCGCCCCAAAGCUCUUAAUGCCAUGAACUUAGAUAUGGACGUCAAAUAUAAGAGUUACCUUGAUGAAUGGGAAUCGGAUCCGAGAGUGAAGUGUGUCUUGGUUGAAAGCAGUUCAUCUCGCGCUUUCUCAGCAGGAAUGGAUAUUAAGGGUGUUGCUGCUGAAAUUCAAAAGGACAAAUCAACUCCUCUUGUCCAAAAGGUCUUUACUGCGGAAUAUUCCCUGAUAUGCAAAAUAUUUGAGUACAAAAAGCCUUAUGAUGGUAUUACAAUGGGAUUUGGCAUUGGACUAUCUGGUCAUGGUCGAUACAGGUUCGUAACUGAGAAAACAGUCCUUGCUAUGCCAGAAAAUGGUAUUGGCCUAUUUCCAGAUGUUGGUUUCGCGUAUAUAGCAGCAAAAAGUCCUGGAAGAGCAGUAGGGGCCUAUCUUGGAUUGACUGGAAAUAGAGUAUCAACGCCAGCUGAUGCUCUAUAUGUUGGUCUCGGAACUCAUUAUGUGCCUUCUGGGAGCUUGGCUGCACUAAAGGACGAUCUCCUGGCAACCACUUUUUCUGAGGACCCUGAUCAGGACAUCAGGAUACUGUUGGGAAAAUAUAGCCAAAACCCGGAGUCGGAACCUCGUCUGAAGUUGCUUUUACCCUGGAUAAUUUCAACCUUAUCUGUGAAGGAGGUUAUCAAGGAGCUGGAAAAUCACCAGCUAAGUGGUGAUUCACUGGUGUCAGAGUGGGCAAAGGAUGCCUUGCAAGGGCUCAAGAAAGGAGGCCCCUUUUCUGUUUGCCUUACAGAUGAGCAUUUUUCAAGAGUUUCGUCUGCUCAAGGCAACACUAAUGACGAGUUAUCUAAGCUGACUGGUGUUAUGAAAACUGAAUAUGGAAUUGCAAUAAGGUCGUCUCUUCGAAAUGAUUUCUCAGAAGGCGUGCGCGCUAUCCUAGUGGACAAAGAUCAGAAUCCCAAGUGGAAUCCGCCAAGCCUAGACGAAGUGAAUCCUGCUGAAGUGAAAGCUUGGGGCCAGAAAUCGAGGAAUUGAAUGUGUGAGUGGUGACUGCAAUAUUUUCCCAGGUGUGCUACUACAGAUGCUCUGCAAUUGUGUAAUCAUGGAACAAGAUGAGAGUUUGAUUUAUCAGUUAUCAGUGGAUAAACAGUGCUUAGGUAAAUGUUUUUUAAGUAAUUCUUACACUCUA